AUGGAAAGAACAAGAUAUGCAUAUGAGAAGUAUCGUGAAGUUAGAAGUCAAAUUACAUCUGGUCGAACCUUUACAGUAAACUUUGACGAAGGAAAGAACAAAGAAGGCUUCAUGGGUGUACUUGCUGCCAUACAAGAUGGAAAUAAGAAAGGAUACAAUCUCAGAUUGACCAUAACAGAUUUGGAUGGUCACAUUUACUAUGCAAAUGGCAAUGAACAAACAGCUGCAAAACUUCUUGACGCUUUCAAGACUACAAAGAGAGAACAAAUGGUUGACUCCGACUCAGACAUUUUGAAUGCAAUUGAAGGAAUUGCAAGUGUCAAGUUCGAAUGGUACCAACCUAACCCUCAAGCAGUCAGACAACAUGCUGGAUACUUCCCGUUCAUAAAUAAGUCUGACAUUGACUUGACAAGGUAUGGAAUUUACAAUUCAAUUGAAACAAUUGUCAAUGAACCUUGCAUUCUUACAUGUCUCAGGAACUCUGGUCUUGUUACAGAUGAGAAGAUGAAGUAUCUUGAGUCAUGUGUGAAGACAAGGUACAUUCUCAGAGGUCAAUUGGCAAAAAUUGCACCGUUGGCAAAUGUCAAUAUCCGAGUCAACAUACCUACAGCUAAAGGUUCUUCACAUGACGACUAUGUUGUUGAGUUCAAUUUACCAUGGUUGAAGAUUGCAAUUGUCCACAACCACUUCAUGUUGAACGAAAGUCUUACAAACCCAUUGUUCGGAAAAGGCAAGUGCAACAUUGUCAGAGCUGUAAACAUUCUUUUCGAGAAAGGUUUGUUGGAACCAAUUCCAGAUGACAAGCUGACAGAAACUUUUGUACCAAAAGACGAAACAAACUUUUCACUGUUAGCAAGACCAAAAGUUGUUCCAGACAAA
Trichomonas vaginalis G3 is the source of this 879-nucleotide messenger RNA. RefSeq lists its product as uncharacterized. NCBI's taxonomy places the organism in Eukaryota, Parabasalia, Trichomonadida, Trichomonadidae. The annotation marks the transcript as partial. The transcript has a single exon. The record is from RefSeq and is a predicted model, not a curated record.